Molecule: messenger RNA, 959 nt
Organism: Emiliania huxleyi CCMP1516
Lineage: Eukaryota; Haptophyta; Isochrysidales; Noelaerhabdaceae
Exons: 1
Coding region: 27-752 (241 amino acids)
Source: RefSeq, a predicted model, not a curated record
CCAAGUCAACCCGUCCCGCUCUUAGCAUGGCGUUGAUCGCGGUGCUCGCGUUGCCGCACGCGUGGUUUAAGCCCGCAGUUCCCAUUGCAGUGCGAGGCAGCCGUAAAGGUGCGGCCGGAGCGCCGCUUCGUGCAGUAAGCCUGUGCGCAGAGAGAUCGGUGGAGCCCGGCGUAUCGGUGAGCGAAGCCGCAGCUCAAGUCAAGGCCCUGCUGCCUAGGCCGGAGCUCGAGCCGCUGCAGGUGGUCGAGGCGCAGUGCGCCGCGUUCCAGCGCGGCGGCGACGACGACAUCGAGGCGCUGUUCGCGCUCAUCGCGCCGGAUGGUCAGCUCUGUCGCGCCUACCGCAGUUCUGCGGGCUCCAUGCCGGCAUUUCGCUGGACCAUUCGCAGGGAGCCACGGUGGACGGGCAUCGCUGGCCGGCCGCAGGCUGCGCUCCUCAAGAUGCGAUCCUGGCACAUCAUUGGCUCGCUCCGCCCAACCCUCGACGAGUGCUACGUCCACGUUCGCGCGUCGCCCUUCUUUCCCGACGCGCCGGACGCCGAGGGCGAGGUGGUGUUCAAGUGGCACCUGGCACGGCAGCACGCGGACGCCCAUCCGGAGGCAGCCGAGAUGCUCGGCGAGGCGGCGGGCUGCUGGCUGGUCCACGACAUCGCGCCGGAGCACGGCAGCUGGACGGUGCACGACCCGCUCGACGCGGGCAAGGCUCCGGCCCCCGACUUCUUCCAGGCGCCGCCGUACUCCGGCCCGCGCUGAGGUCUGAGGGGCGUGCUGCGCGCCCUCGCCCUCCUGCGUCCUCCGCGCACUGGCCCUCGCGCGCUCUGGCUCCUCUCGGACAACCUUGUACUCUCUCACCUUGUACGUCUCUUCUGUACCUCUCUCUCUCUCCUUGUAUGCCGUAUACUGCAGUACCUCUCUCUCUCCUUGUAUGCCGUAUACUGCAGAUGUAUGUAUGUAUGUAGG